Molecule: messenger RNA, 675 nt
Organism: Gloeophyllum trabeum ATCC 11539
Lineage: Eukaryota; Fungi; Basidiomycota; Agaricomycetes; Gloeophyllales; Gloeophyllaceae
Exons: 3
Coding region: 1-675 (224 amino acids)
Molecular function (GO): protein binding
Source: RefSeq, a predicted model, not a curated record
AUGGUCACAACCCUGAAAGACCUCCCUUCGGAGCUCCUGAUCCACAUCCUCAGUUUUCUGCGUUUCGAAGACGUUCUCAACGUCCAGUCUGUGUCGAAGCAGUUUGACGGGCUCGUUCGCUCCUCCUUAAGCCUACAGUACAUCAUCGAACUGGGUGCUUCGGGGUACGUCGAUAAUCCGCUCGAUCCGUCCUCCACCGAAGAGCGCCUACGGCUGCUCCAUGAACACCAGGACGCCUGGAAGGGGCCUCACCUGCGUGUCUCGCGUACAAUGCCUAUUAUUGGCCAUGGUGAUUAUCGCAAAUACAGUCGCGGCAUGUUCAUGCGGUUGAACACAGACGCAAGCCCCGGCUUCCAUAGCCUGGACGUGUUGGACAUCAUUUCACCGGAAAAUCGGUCUUGGACCGUGCAUACGGACUUCGACUUCAGUACUGACUGUGAGAUUGACCCGGAGCAAGACCUACUUGUGCUACUUCAUGUAGUCCCGGUGCAGCAAGAGUCAUCGCUGGAAAUCGCUCUUCUCUCGCUCACGCACGGAACUAUUCAUCCUCGUGCUGCCCUAAGUCCUGUCCGGGUAGGGUUUGAUGACUGGGACAUGCCACUAUGCACGUCCGUGCAAGUGGAUGGUGACGUCGUUGCACUCUCUGUAUACACGCGUAGGUUCGCGCACAAAUGA